This is a messenger RNA of Metarhizium brunneum ARSEF 3297, 225 nucleotides long. RefSeq lists its product as uncharacterized. The record is from RefSeq and is a predicted model, not a curated record. Lineage: Eukaryota; Fungi; Ascomycota; Sordariomycetes; Hypocreales; Clavicipitaceae.
AUGAGCGUUUUGCAUUCUCACUGGACGACUGUGUACAACCCUGCUUUCCAGCCAGACCAACCAGCGACCAAGUUUAGCGUGGUUCAUGACGCUCCCUCAUGCUACUUUGGUGGCAGCUACUGGGAUGAGGACAAGAUCCACGCGAACACGAGUGUGGCAGGAAAACACUGGCCGCCGCCGCUAGAGGCUAUCGCGAUUCGCAACCGAGGCAUCGUACCAAACUAG